Symbiodinium necroappetens is the source of this 456-nucleotide messenger RNA. The record is from the annotation of a GenBank genome assembly. Lineage: Eukaryota; Dinophyceae; Suessiales; Symbiodiniaceae.
AUGCUGGUGACUCAGCUGGUCGCGCUCGCCACGAUGACCAUGGUGGAUGGCACGCGGGUGUCUACUCAGGAAAACCUGGCUGCGGCUAAGGAGCAGGAGCAUCCGGUCUCGGGGUUCAUUGAUACUCACCAGGCUCGGCAGAACGAACGGAUCUUGUCCUUCAUGGCCUCGCUGCAGGAAGAGCAGGAAGAGCAGCUUGCCAAGACGAAGGAGUUCGUGCAGACCUUGCUGCAGGACGACGUCGCGGAGACGAGCGUGCCGCCUACUACCACCACGUCGAGGGUUUCUUUGGAAAUGGCCGCCUGGAACGGCGACGUGGCGGCGCUCGCAGCGUGGCGUCAGGCCGGCUACAAUUUGAGUUCCGUGAUAUGGACCAACGAUUCGCAUGAUGGAAAUACACCGGCGCACUAUGCUGCACGAAACGGCCACGUGGCAGCGCUGAAGUUCCUCCAGGAG